CAAUCCAACAUUAGAAUGUGUGUGGUGUAUAACCUUUGCUAAUGUCGUACAUUUUAUUCGUAAUAGCCAGUCAUCUGCCAAAAUGGCGACCAAGGAAGCGGAUUUGACGUUGGAAAAAUGUUUAAAUGAUGCCACAAAUCCUACAAACAAAACCGAGGACUGGGAGGCUAUUACACGGUUCACUGACCAGGUUAACAAUGAGUUGGAAGGACCCCAGUACGCUGUACGUCUCCUGGCCCACAAGAUACAGUCACCCAUCGAGAGGGAGUCACUGUUUGCACUCACGACACUGGAGAUGUGCAUAAAAAACUGUGGCAGGCGAUUCCACAAUGAGAUUGGGAAGUUUAGAUUCCUUAAUGAAGUCAUUAAAGUUAUAUCACCAAAGUAUCUGGGAGGCAAGACAACAGAUCGCGUGAAGAAACGGUGCAUUGAGCUGAUGUAUUGCUGGCACAAGGGUCUCCCACAUGAGCCCAAGAUAGCGGAGGCGUAUGUGAUGUUGAAGCAGCAGGGAGUUGUGAAGGAGGACCCCAAGUACAUGGAUGAAGCAUCCCUACAUCUGCCCAGACCCCCUCCUGAGGAAGAACGGAGAGCUCCAUUUGAAGACGAUGAAAAAUCCAAGUUGCUGGCUAAACUGCUAAAGAGCAAGAACCCUGACGACCUACAGGCAGCUAACAGGCUUAUCAAGAACAUGGUGAAACAGGAUGCUGAGAAGAUGGAGAAAGUCUCUAGAAGAAUCAAUGAGCUCGAGACGAUACAUACGAAUGUGAAGCUACUCAGUGAGAUGGUGUCAAGUUACGACCCACAGACAUCAUCCACUGAUGACAGGGACAUGAUGAAGGAGCUGUACGAAUCGCUAGAAAAACUACGACCAAAGCUAUUCCGAUUGGCCAGUGAAACUGACGAGAGCGAUUCAGAUGCACUGAAUACGAUACUGAAGGCUAAUGAUGAAGUGUCAAUGAUCAUGGCAGACUACAAGAAGACGGUGGAAGGGAUCACACUCAACGGCAGUGCUGAGUCUCAGAGAGCGGAGCUUAUAAAAGUCACCGGCACAAGUGGAGGUAACUCCCUUGUUGACUUGGCGUUUGAGGCGCCCCCAGCUUACUCCCAGACAGACAUACUCCAGCACCCCCACCCUGCAGGGCCUGACGAUGAGAUGCUUUACCUAGGACUGCGUUCCCCCAGCUCGACACAGAUAACGUCAUCCACAGAUAACAGUCUUUUGAACGACCUUGACUCCAUAUUUGCCUCGGCAUCGGCCGGACCUCAACCACAACAACAACAGUUCAUGUACAGCCAUCCAAUGGCUGGUGUGGGUCACCACCCCCCUUCCAUGGCAAGCCCCUUUGCCCCGGGGGUCAGUCACUUUGCCCCGAGGGUUAAUCUGGGGUUUAGCUAUCCCCUCAACCCCACCCAGUCUACUGCCCUGCAGGUGCAGACAGGCCUGAUAGCGAACCAUGCUCCUGUUGCCAUGGCUGCAGGGUCGUCAGGGUCUGUGUUUGACACGAAGGGUUGCAUGUCCCCUACUCAGACCGGAGGUCUGGCUGACCUUGACACACUCGGGAAGACACUUCUACAGCAGAACCUUGGAGAUCAAACCCCUCAACACUCUUUUGAAGUGUCAAAGCCAGCCACUAAGGUCACCUUGAAUCAGCUAGCAACCAGUCAACCAAACACAAAAGGUUUAGUCCCAAAUCCUGCACCGCCCGUACAACCAACACAACCAUUGGUUGACCUGGUAAUCCAUCCUCCACCAGUGUCCACGGUUACAGGAUCCACCACAUCAACAACCAUGGGGUCAACCAAUCCCAAAUCUACGGAAGUUCAACCAUUAACAGAUGUGUUUGUGCCAUUAGAAAGUAUUGUCCCAGGCACUUCAUCGCCAGUGUCAGCGUAUGACAAGAACGGUGUGAAGGUUCUCAUCCUGGUGACCAAGAACAAGCCCCGUGAGGAUGUCACCGUGAUGGUGGUGUCUGUUAUCAGCACAAAUACCUCCUCCAUCAAGGCCUUUGUGUUUCAGGCAGCCGUGCCUAAGGCUAUGAAAGUGAAGCUUCAACCCCCUUCUACAACAGAUUUGCCAGCGUUCAACCCGAUCCUUCCACCAUCAGCAAUCACUCAAGUCCUGCUACUAGCUAACCCUCAAAAGGAAAAGAUCAGAUUAAAAUUCAAGAUAUCAUACACAUUGAACGAGCAGACCCAUUCCGAUGUUGGUGACAUAGAUGGUUUUGAAGUAUAACAGUUAAAAACACAGUGAAACUCACUAUAUCACAUUCAGAACAAAUAACUGUGCUUAAAGAUUGUGCCAGAGCUAGACUGUAGCAUGAAUACUCUGUGAUAAACCUCUGGAGAGAAUGCAGUGGCAGUGAAUUGUAGGACGUUAUUGUAGGAUGCAAACCCCAGCUAGGGUGUAUAAUUGUAGGACGUUAUUGUAGGAUGCAAACCCCAGCUAGGGUGUAUAAGGGCUAUACUGGAACCACUAUGGAUUUAACAACAUUCGAAUUCAAUUUUUGCAUAUGUUUUCUCAUACGAUGUUAACAGUUACAAAAUGUAUGCACAUUUACACAAAUGUUUAUCAACUGAGAAUUGUACAACUUUCUACAUAUGACAUCAUGCAACUUUGUGGGAAAUUUGUCAUAACUGUGUCAAGUUGUUUUUCUGGACAUAUUUAGCAUUCAGCAGGAUGGGCCCAAUUUUGCUUUCAAAAUCAUUCACUUUUUACCCAAAAGUUGACUAAAUUCCUCAAAUGUGUGUGCCGAUGGCAGUAUUUUUAUGCUCUCAUGAAGUUGGAAACAUAUAUUGGCUGCUUUGUCCGUCGGUUUAAAUUCUUUUUUUGAUGUAAUUGUACUUUGCAUUGAGGUGGGGUUUUUCAUGGCAGGGAAGAGAGAAACAAAUAUCUUCAACAAACCUCGUACUGGAUGUCCCUCUGUCUGUCCUGCACUUCUUUUCUACACAAGAUCAUACACACUUAUUGUCAGUUUUAUGAAAUUUAUCUCUGGUAUUCUCAUAAGGUAGGCAUGUACAAUUUAUUCGGUCCGUCAGCUCAAAUCUGCUCUUCAUAUUAAUAGCAUUAUGUUAUUUCCCCAUCCUUUUACAAAGCUCGAGUAUUGGGGAGCAUUCACUAGUUUUUUUGAGGGGGGUGGGGUGGGGUGGGGGGGUAAUUGCAUUGAAAAUAAAUUACUUUUUGCCUCAUGAAUUGCUUCAAUCAUAUUUUCAUGUAACCUUCCAUAUUCUGUAAUUUUGAUAUGCAGCAUGCAAAACAUGUUGAGUAUCAUGUGUCAUAAACAAUAUCAUUAGUGGGUAGGACUGGUCAGCAGGUUAUGCAUUUAUUUAAUUUCAAAAUCAAUAAAAAGUAUGUUUAAGUAUGUUCAUUUUUAACCAGGUUUUCCGAAGGAAAAAACUGGUUAUUAGAUUGGCGAAUGUCGGCGGGCGUGCGGAACAAGCUUGUCCGGGCCAUAACUUUGUUGUUCAUUGUGAGAUUUUAAAAUCAUUUGGCACAUUUGUUCACCAUCAUUAGACGGUGUGUCGCACAAAAGAAUUACGUCGAUAUCUCCAAGAUCAAGGUCACACUUUGAGUUCAAAGGUCAAAAAUGGCCAUAAAUGAGCUUUUCCGGGCCAUAACUAUGUCAUUCAUUGUGAGAUUUUAAAAUCAUUUGGCACAUUUGUUCACCAUUAUUGGACAGUGUGUUGCACAAAAGAAUUACGUCAAUAUCUCCAAGGUCAAGGUCCCCACAACUAAAAAUAUAUUUAUUUUGAAAUAAAGGAGGGUUAAUUAUAAACAAUCAGUUCAGUUUGAGUUGUCUCCCUUUAUCAGACUUUUUUUUUCUAAUUGAAAACCUGGUUUUGUGACAAUUUUGUCCCUUGUUUGAUGUUGGUUUGAAGCUUAUUUUAGUGCUUCAUGGCUACAUGCUUCUUUUACAUAAGAAUAACCAAUGCUUUUCUACAAUUAACUUUGCAUAUAUGAUAAAUUGACAUAUGCUUUAAUCUUUGGCAUAAACACACGUUUUUUUAACUAUUCAUUAUUAAAAGAUAUAUGCUUUAGUAUCCAUUUUUCUGUGUUGAUAAUUUUUAUUCAAUUUUUACAAUUGUUUCUUUCUGUCCGUUUGUAGAGAAAACCUUGUCCGCAGGCCUUCUCUUACCCUUUUCAACAUACAGAAUUCAAACUUGCAUGAUUGUUCUUCAGGGUAUCAAGUUGAGCAUGUGAAACAUAUGUUAAACAUUACAAAAGUUAUGCACCUUUUUAACUUAGACAUUCUACAUGCUAAAUGUUAUGACAUGUGGGUUUUUUUUGCAAAGGGGGGGGGGGGGUGGGGCAAGUUUGUAACAAAUUCUAGUUACACUUUGGCAUUUCAAUUGUUUAUAAAUGUGCUUGCAGCCAAAGUCCACUGUUAAGUACAAUUUGAUAUGCGUUUAAUUUGUGUUUUUAAAAUUAAUGCUCACAAUAAUUUUAAUGUCAGAUUAGUAAAAACAAGCUUGGAAUCUUGGAAUCUGGACACAUUUUUAUCAUACAUUACAAACAUGAAAUAUUAAAGUUAUUUAAUCACACAAUUUAUCGUAUUUGGAAUCUCAAGAAACAUGCCCAGUGUUGUUAAUGAUUCCCAUUUGAAUGCAAAACAUUAAUGAUAAUCAGUUUUUAUUGUUUCAGAUUUAAGUGUUUUAUAAUCGAGAACAUACAUUGAGGAUGUAUUCUUAUCAAAUCAGCUUUGUAAAUAAAGAUCGAGUCAUAACCAUGUUUGAUGCGUAAAAUUGAUUGGAUAGAAUGUGUUUUGAAUACAUUGCUUGUUUGUCUUGUAAAAAGCUGAGUGUUUUGUUUUGAAACUUGAAUAUCAGGAGAGCAAAAUUAGCCCUGUAAGAAAAACAAAUAUGUAUAAUGUUCAAACAUUUUUAGGUGUUUGUUUAUAAUUUUAUUAAAGCAUUAAGAGAUCUGUUGAUAAAACAACAGUAAUUUAUUUAUUAAGGUCAUACAUUGUUUAUGUUUGGUUUAUACAAGUUCAUACUAGAGUAGAUUAAAUAAAGUUUUAAAUGUUGAGGAAAGUGCAAUAAAAUAACAACUGUCAAAACAAGUGCUCAUUAUAUUAGCUGCUCAGAAUGUGAACCUUCAUAAAAUAAGUCUGUUCUGGAAACAUCAGUAUUGACAUUUAUUAAGCUUUGUAAAUGAUAAUUUCAUGAAUUAGCAUUUUGAUAAAAUUGAUAGGGAUUGGGUAAAUAUUUUUGAAAAGUAGAAUUUUUAUAUAAAUGCGCAUUUUUUUCUUAGCUGCUAUGUAACGUUUUAGCAAUUUACUUAAUAAAGCAUGUACGGUUUGAUUGGAGUCAGAGCCCUAGAUAAGAUUUUAUACUAAAGUGUAUUUUACCCAUUAAAUGUCUUGUCAAAUGGUAUUUUACUCAUUUACCAACAGCUUUAAAUAGUAAUUGAGAUUUGCAAAUAGUAUUUUUUGAGCUUCAUAUUAAAGUGGGCAUUACAAUGAAUUCAGAAGUACGUACAUUAAUUAAUAAAUAUUAUACAAUACUAGCAGUGGUCAAAUAAAUACAUUUUGGACUAUUGUUUUGAGAUUAAAGAAACGUCAAAAUUUCCUUUUGGCAGGAUUCAAUGUUUAUCUUUAUCCCCACUAUUAUUUUCUUAUGCAGACUAUUACGUCCUACUUAUCCCAAUUUCUAAAUGACAUUCAUGAAAUGUAAAAGGGUAUUUACUAAAAUCCAAAUCUUAUCUGGAGCUCUGAUUUGAAAAAAUCAGGAUAUGUACUCAUCAAAUGUGGAAGUUUAGAAAUUUUGGUUAACAUAUUAUAUGUAUGUAUUUUAUAUAUGUUUGUAGCUGUCAUUUUUGUUUCAAUGAUUGUGUUAGAUGAUUGUUUGAUUGGGAUAUUUCUUUCUUGGAAUUCCUUAGUUUCAAAUGGGGUCGGAAGUUUGUAAAAAAAUUGCAGUUAAUUUUUAUAUUAUAAAAAUGCAAUUACAUAAAAUUGUUAUGUUUGUAGAUGUAUGUAAUUAUCAUAAGAACAAAUAUUUAUUCUGAAUUAUAUCAUCUGUUUUCUUU
Molecule: messenger RNA, 6022 nt
Organism: Dreissena polymorpha
Lineage: Eukaryota; Metazoa; Mollusca; Bivalvia; Myida; Dreissenidae
Product: ADP-ribosylation factor-binding protein GGA1-like
Exons: 18
Coding region: 83-2233 (716 amino acids)
Biological process (GO): vesicle-mediated transport; intracellular protein transport
Cellular component (GO): trans-Golgi network
Molecular function (GO): small GTPase binding; phosphatidylinositol binding; ubiquitin binding
Source: RefSeq, a predicted model, not a curated record